AGAAAUAAAGAAAUAAAAUUGGUUUGCUUGUGUUUACACAGCAGAAAUUUAAAUAAAAAUUUCUGAAUUUUGUCUUGAGAAAUAUAAAAAUAAAUUGGUUUGGCCUAACCCUGAUAAGAUUCAUUGUUCCCUUUUAAUAUAGUUUCUCUGCUUCUAAAACAAAUGUACAAAAUUCCUAAAUCUCCGGGUGGACUAAUCCUUUAAUUUAAAACCCUGCCAUUGAUAUCACAGAAUUAAUGGCUACAUAUAUAUGUAAUUUGUUUCAUAUAAUUGUUUGUUUUUUGUGUGCCUAAGUAUUAAAACCACUCUACACUCGACUCGGUAAUAAUCGCUCAACAAAAGUUACUAUGUACCAAUAACAAUAGGGGUAUAGAAACGUUGACGCCAGUGACAAAACUUGAAUAAUCUUUUUAUUAUAAGACCUUACGAUUGUGAUCGAAGAAAGUAGGUUUUGUGUUGAAGAAUCGUUACAAGUUGUUCGAAUAAAAGAUAAAAUAACUGGCCUUUUAACCAACAAAUGAGCUUGGUUACCAUACAGAGUUACAACUGGGACGUUUUAUAUGGUUUAAGUAAUAUGGGAAAGUUAAUUUUCUAUACUGAGGGGGAAAACGUUCGAAAAGUUGAGCUUAUAUGGAUACAAAUUCUACUGUUUAAGUACUAUGGGAAAGGUGUUUUAAUUUCUAUAUUAGAGAAAAAGUUCAGCUUAAAUGUGAUGUUUUAUGCUGUUUGAGUAAUAUGGAAAAGGUGUUUUAAUUGUAUAUACUAAUGGGAAAAAAAUUUGAAAAGUUCAGCUAAUAUGGAUACAAAUUCUAUUGUUUUAAGUAAUAUGGAAAAGGUGCUUUAAUUGUACAAACUAAGGGUGAAAACGUUUGAAAAGUUCAGUUAAAAUGGAUACAAAUUCUAUUGCUUUGAGUAAUAUGGAAAAGGUGCUUUAAUUGUAUAUACUAAGGGGGAAAACGUUUGAAAAGUUCAGCUAAAAUGGAUAUAAAUUCUGGAACUAUGGAUGAAAAAGAUGGUCGAUAAUUUCUACAAUAGUCGAAAUUAAUUAAUUGUUCUGAUGUAGAUCCAGAAAUGGGGACUGAUGUAUUUAUUGCUUAAAGUUUAGUGAAUGGAAACUCCAAACAACCUACAAAAAAUCUGAAUCAGUCAAUAAUCAGUUAAGAUUAAAUAAUUGUUCGGAUACAGAUCCAGAAAUGAAGCACAUUUUGUGAUUACCCUAGUGAAUGGAAACUCCUAAUCUGAAUCAGACGUUUAUUAAAAUCUGAUAUUGAAUGCAUAUGAUUCUAUUCAGUGAAUGAAAACUUAAAACAUAUCUAUGAAAAUUGGUAUGAACCACCUUUGUGGUUACCCUAGUGAAAGGAAACGCCCCAUCUAAAUCAAUCAAUUAUUAAAUUUUAUGUUCAAUACAAGUACUGGUUGUGAUUCUGUUAUGUGAAUGAAAACUUGAAACGCAUCUAUCAAAAUUGUAAUGCAUGAUCCUAUAUCUGAUGUUUCUGUAAAAAAAAUUCUAUAUUCUUCAGUUAAAUUGGUUGUGAUUCUGUUUAGUGAAUGAAAACUUGAAAUGCAUCUAUGAAAAUUGAUAUGCAUGAUUCUAUAGCUGAUGUCCCUGUAAAAGAAAUUCUACAUUCUUCAGUUAAUUAAUUUUAUCGAUUUGAUGGAAAUUGUGGUAUUUAAACAUUUUUAUUCCAUAGCUGAAGGUUUGAGUUAUUGGAAUACGAAUUGGAUUUAAUUUAAUUAUAAUAAAUUGUGAAUAAUGGAAGCAGAAACAAAGGCAGAGUUUAAGACCGAGUCUGGACAUAAAAGAUACAGACCUAAUAUUGCUAAGGGUGGAAUGAGAUUUGCGCCUAUUCGACGGGUCGAGUAUGUCCCAGCCGUUAAAACCCCGGAAUCGAACAUUCCUUAUCUCUCGGUGAAGCAAAGACAGGAUGGACAGUUUGUUGUGAUUGAAAAAUUUCCUACAAGUUACCGGAAUCGUAGUGUUGGAAAAGUAACAAGCGUUCAGGCAUCAUUGGCAAACUCAGGUGUGAAAUUUCGUACCAUUCGACCAAGAUGGCGUUAUGCUAAAAAUGGUGAUUUUCUCGGAAAUACCGAGAACUUAAACUUGCCCACGAUAGAUCUUGGCUGGAAAAAAGAGUCUAAAUGUGGAUCACUGGAUUAUUACCAUCAUGCACCUGGGGGUGGCGUCAAACGUAUCUUUAGUGAAUCAGUUCGUUGGAAAGCAAAGUCUAAAGUUGGUUCACUGGAUAAUGUAUCUUACGGAAAGUACCGCUGUAGGAGUUAUCCAUCUUAUGAACAUUAUGGUCUAAGACUUCCAGAUGUAUCGCCUCGAUAUGAAGCGAUGGGACAAACAGAUGCUAAACCAAAAUUUCAUUAUACGCCUGGUCGAGAUCAAGAAAUGGACAAAUCGCCUCGUAAUGCCCGUCAGCAACAAGCUCAGUCACAUAUUCACUCUUUAGACAACAUCAGACACCAGGCACAAGGCGGCAACGUCAUACUACCUCGAUAUAAGAAAGCGCGGAAGGAGCCCGUAGAAUCGGCUGUGGGCUCAUUUGAUUUAAUCCAUCACAAGGCAGGUGGCGGAGACUUUAAACUACCUCAAAUCCCUAAAUUAAAAAUAAACGUCCAAUCAAAAAUAGGCUCGUUGGAUAAUAUCGAUCACGAACCCAAUAAACAACGUGCAAAAAUACCUCAUUAUGCUCCCAAUUGGAAGAGUCGUUCCAAGAUCGGUUCAUUAGAUAACGUACAACACGUCGCGGGUGGAGGCGGAGUCAAGAUCACAAAUAAACCUGUAAAGUGGAAAGUGCGAUCGAAAGUAGAUUCUCGAGCACCUCCAAGAAUAAUUUACGAACGAGAGGAAUCCGAUUAUUCUAUGGAUUCUUUGUAAUUAUAAAUAAUCGUUGACAUGUAAGUAGUGUGUAAGUGGGUUAACAAAUGCGUUUUUAAUCCAUUUUGAAAUGACGAUCCAGUUACUUCAGGAAAUAGCAUCAAUAGUCUUCUAUUCCUUCAAAUAUUAAACAUACAUUAAGUAAGAGCUAAAUUUGCCUAUUGCAGGUCUUUCUUUACGCCUGAAUUGUUAUCUAAAUUAUUAAUUAGACAUUAAUUAACUUAUCCAGACCAUAAUCAUUGCUAGCCUGUGAUAUUUAGCGGAUUGGAAUACAUUUUGUGAAGGAUAAUUUAAUGUAAAAAUGGGUAAUCGAGACUUUGUUAUUUAGUAAUGAUAAUGGAGGCUAGUCUAAAAUUCAAAAGCUAAUAUCUUGGUUCAGAGUGGAUCAAGCAA
This is a messenger RNA of Patella vulgata (common limpet), 3277 nucleotides long. Its product is annotated as microtubule-associated protein 4. NCBI's taxonomy places the organism in Eukaryota, Metazoa, Mollusca, Gastropoda, Patellidae. Gene Ontology annotation, cellular component: neuron projection. The record is from RefSeq and is a predicted model, not a curated record. Gene Ontology annotation, biological process: neuron projection development; microtubule cytoskeleton organization. Gene Ontology annotation, molecular function: microtubule binding. The coding region runs from base 1754 to 2884 and encodes 376 amino acids. The transcript has a single exon.